AUUUUUGUUCUCAUUUGAGGUUAUUAUUGCUUAUAAACCUAGAUAUGUAAAUAAUAAAUUUUAUUAUUUUACAAAAAGUUUGGCAACAAUGUAAAUUUUUCAACACACCCACCUUGAUGACGUGCACGCCACUUUGUUUGGCGUUGACUAUAUAUGUGAAGUAA
Molecule: messenger RNA, 164 nt
Organism: Acanthoscelides obtectus
Lineage: Eukaryota; Metazoa; Arthropoda; Insecta; Coleoptera; Chrysomelidae
Source: the annotation of a GenBank genome assembly